Molecule: messenger RNA, 438 nt
Organism: Paramuricea clavata
Lineage: Eukaryota; Metazoa; Cnidaria; Anthozoa; Malacalcyonacea; Plexauridae
Source: the annotation of a GenBank genome assembly
AUGAGUGCCGAGCGAUCCAAACUCUACGUAGAUUUGCCUGGCUUUAUUACUCCGUCAGUUAUCACUGGUGAUCAGUUACGUCCAGACCUUCUCUUGGAAAUUGAAAAUAAAGUUUCAUAUGUUUUGGAACUGACUGUUGGCUUUGAAACAAAUCUUAACUCUAACUCAGAUAGCAAACAUAAAAAAUACCUGCCGCUUAUUUCAGAUCAAGAAAGUAACUAUGAUAAGGUAAAAUUUGUUAAUGUAUCCAUAAGCUCGCUAGGCGUUUUUGGUCAAUCGACGAACACCUUAACUGAUAUGCUCAAGGAACUGAAGUUCGAUGAACAACAAAUUAAAUACAUUAAAAAGAAAAUCAUUGCUAUUUGUAUUCGCACAUCAUAUUCUGUAUUCUGUCAGCGAAACAAAGACUGGACUAGCCCAGAGCUUCUAAAAUUUUGA